GAAAGCUCAAGAAGCUCAUGAUGUUCUUCUAAUGAAGCAAGAACAGUUAUCUUCUGCUUUACAAGCAGCUAAAAAUGAUUCUUCUGGACCUCAGACAGAUUUGCUGCUUUUGAGGGAUAGAGUGAAGCUGCUAGAGUCGACCGUUGAAAGUGUAAAUGCGGACAAACGCAUGUUGGAAGCACAGUUGACUGAUUGUCAAGAACAGCUCUCUGCUAGUCAGAUUGAAGUUUCACAGUUGAAAUUACAGCUUGAAAAUGAACAACAAAAGGUAUUAGAACUCCAAAGAGAGCGUGAAGCUGGAGCAACUUCUGAACUCAAUACAUUGCUGCAAGAAACUCGAAAAGAUAAAGAGAAAGUUGAGGAGAGAGCAGUACAUUUACAAGAGCAGUUAGCUCAUAGUCAACGAGAAGUUGCUCGUUUGAAAGAUCAACUUCAUCAGCUGCAAGAGGAAAACAUGGUUGCAAAAAAUAAUGCUCACAAGCAAAUUACAGACAUGGAAUACCACGUACAACAGAUAAUGUCAGAAAAAGAGCAGAUGAGUCAAGAAAUGAGUGCUUUGGAGGAUGCGCUCCAGCAAUUAAAACUCAAGUGUCAGCAUCACUUGGAAGACAAAAGAGAAUUAAAGGCUUCCAUUGGAGAACUACAAAAAGUUGUAAAUGAAACUACGGCACAGCUUAAUCAAGCUCAGAAAGAAGUAGAAGAGCUAAAGAAAAAGCAUAAUGCAGAAAUUGACGAGUGGCACAAAUUCCAGGCAGACCUCCUAACUACAGUCAGAGUUGCGAAUGAUUUUAAAAAUGAAGCUCAGCAAAGUGUUGAAAAAUUGACUGAAGAAAACAAGCAGCUGUGUGAAAAAAAUUCAAGUUUGGAAUCUGAAAUUGAAGCAUUAAAGGCAAACUUGGAAAAAGAUCUGAACACACCAUCUCAUAGACAAUUGGCACCUACGAUAACCACCAGUAUAACAUCCAAUAAAAGGAGUGACAGAGGAGCAGCCAAUCAGCUUUCUGUGCGUUCCCUAAUAGAAUCUAUUGAAAAUGCCACAAAACAUGUGAAAGGCUCUAGCAGUAGCUGUAGUUCUUCAUCCAGUAGUCUCAACAGUAUUGCAUCUGAUCCUAGAAUAACUGCCAAUUCUAUUCUAAUGGCGAACAAUAAUGAGCUGUUUAUAAAACCUUCCCUUCGUGUUGCAACAGAUUCAUUGUCAAAGGAUACUAAUGCAUCUGCUCAGCUUGUAAGGCUUCCUAAAAAUGCCAGUUCGGAAAACAUAUGCCAUACUACAACAAGCAAUGGCCAGAUAACUGGAGACCAAGCGGCUGUGACGAGCAAUAAAGUGGAUGCUGAUACGCUGAAACCUUUAGCUCCUCAUCCAGUGUCUAUUCUUGCCAAUAAGUUAGAUCCAAUGAGAAGAAACAGCUAUGGAGAUAUUGAGAAAAAAGAUCCUUUAGCAUCUCUUGUCAAAGGUGGAGGCUCAAAACGUAAUGCUCUGUUAAAAUGGUGUCAAAAUAAAACAUUAGGUUACAAGGGUAUUGAUAUCACCAAUUUUAGCAGCAGCUGGAAUGAUGGUCUUGCAUUUUGUGCAUUGAUGCACUCAUACUUACCCAAUCUUAUUCCAUACGAUGAACUUGACAGCAAAGACAAAAAAAGGAAUUUUACUUUGGCGUUCAAAGCAGCAGAAUCAGCAGGAAUACCUACAACUUUGAAUAUAAAUGACUUGAUUUCACAAGAAAGACCAGAUUGGCAGUCUAUAAUGACAUACGUCACAUCUAUUUAUAAGCAUUUUGAAACAUAAACUCCUGUUGUUGAUCAGCUGAUGCUUCUUUCAAGUGAUAAAGGACAAGUAAUGUAUGAAAUUUAUAUCAUAGAUGUAAAUGUAAAGAUAUAUCAACAAAUGUGUUCUAGUCAAGCGUUGAAGUUAAGUCUCGAACUGCUUUUGAAAGCAGCUUAAAAUAAUGAUGUGAAUACAGCUAGGAAGCCAAAUUAAGAAAUUUCAAAUUAUAAUUGUUGUGAAUUGGUUUCACAAACCAACUUUUGUGAUAAUGAAUUAACAUUGAGUAUCAUUUCAUUUAUAAACGGCAGCAUUGUUGCAUUAAAACAUUCUCAUAUGUACAUGAACUUGCACAUGUUGCACAUUCUCGUGUAUACAGCGUGUACACAUACUCACGUGUACACAUUAAUGGCUUUGAAAUGAAAUAAAAUUAAAAGAAAUUCUAGAAAUGAAUUUUUCAUUUGUAAUUUAUAACUAACAUGUUUUUCUGAAGGAAAAUUCACUUCUAGUACUCUUUAUUUGACGUGUGAUAUUGUUAUGCUAUCAUAUGUUUCCUAGCAUAUAAAUAUUUAAAGUAUCAGCAAAAUCUGAUUUAUUUCCAAUAAUUUUUUUCUGUUCAUGAAAUUAAUAUUUUUAAAUAUUUCUGUAUAUAUAUAUAAUAUAUUAAAAAUUAAGUUGUUGUGAAAGUCUUAUUUCUCAUGAAAAUUCAUGUAAAAAUGUGCAUUUUAUGUUCUGUGUACUAUAUUGCUAUUAAUUUUCUAUAUCCAGAAUCAAAAUUUUAUAUGCAUAUUUUUAUGUAUUAUAGUUUAUAAUCAAUUUUUCAUAUUUUUUAAAAAAGGUCAGCUUUGUCACCGAUAAAAUUGGAACAAACUGAUAAAAUAUGCUUUUUCAUUGAAGAUGAUAUUAAAUACAGUAGUAAAUAAAUUUUUGACUUGAAUUUAGUUAUUAACUUAUUCAGAGAUUAAAAAGUGUUAUGGUUCAUUCCUCUGCAUGGUUUUUAAAAAAGUGUUGGAUGCAAUGGCAUAAUCAAGUAUGAAUUUUUACCUGCCAUUAUUAAUAUUUCUAAAAAAAAAUUCAGAAUUCUUGACCAUGUGCUCUCUUUAUAAUUUCUGAUGAUAUUUAAGUUUUCUUAGAAUGGAUCUAAGAAAAGUUUCUUAGAUGCACUCUUUGCUUUAUAUAAAGGUUUUUGAAAAUUGUUCAUCUGAAUAUCGCAGUUCCCCCCCCCAAAAGGAAAUUCUGUUGUGUGCAGAUUUUUAUAUGUUUUGUUCAUCUAAAAUAUAUUGCAUUAUCAAUGCUUUUCAUAGCUCAGAUGUUAAAAAUUAAAGAUGGCUUCAGAAGGAGAUUCACAAGUGAUUCAAAAAGAAAAUUUUAUGAGGAACUUUUUUUGCGUUUCCGCAUAAAAUUUCUCAUUUCAUAUAAAAUUAUAUCCGACAACCUCCAAAUAUGAAAACCUGCGUUUAUCACAAACACACUCAUAGUUUUUUGUGAUAAACGCGGCUGUUUAUUUUUAGAAGCACUCAAAAUGGAUUUAAAUUCUCUUUCAUUGCAAUUAAUUCAAGAUAUUCAACUAUUUAUAUUGAUGCUUUAGGUAUUCUAAAUUUUAUGCUCUUUGACUAAUUUCAUUUUGUAAUUUUCUUACACUUUUAUACUGAAAAAAUCCUAAAUAGGGAAGGAAAGAUUUAAUUUAUCAAUGUAAUUUUAAACACGAAAAUAAACUUAAUAAUUCAAUAUAUAUAUAUAUAUAUAUCAUUAAGUGGAUAAGCUUAUUAAUAUACUAUACCUGACAUAAAAUUAAAUACAAAUAUUUACUGGCUAAACUCUGAUUGAAUUUUCAUGUAAAGUCAGAAAACAUCAGAAAUCUAGACUUUUAGGAUAUGAACCUCCCAUUUAAAGUAAGGAUGACCCUUGUGUAGAGAUUACUGUGAAAUUUCCGUUAAUUGCAUGUAUGUCAUAAUGCAAAAAUGGCUUAAUAAGAAUAUCUGUAAUCCUACAAAUCAAGCACACAACUUCAACAUCCUUAAAAUAGAAAGUUUUUUUAUGAUCUGUUAUAUCCAAAAAUUUCUUUUUAGUGUAAAUCUGACUAAAUAUAAAUUUUGAUCAUGAUACACAUAAGAGAUAUCUCUGAAAAUGAAUAAGUGAUGAUUAUCAUGCUUAUCUUUAGCAUAGAUUACUUAUCUAAUAAUACAAUCAAACCUCGUUAUAGUGAGCUUUAGUGGGCCAAAAGUUUGAUUCGCUUUAUCUGAUAAGAGGGGGGGGGAAUGGGUCAUCUCACAAAAUAUUGCAAAAUUUAUUAAUGUGCUGCACAGAAAGAGUGAAUACCAUCGUGUUAUCUUUUUUUUAAAUCAAAAAAUAUUAAUGCUGACUUUGUUUUUUAAAUUCACCAUACCAUAGCUGCCACCAACCUUGAAACCUUAAAACUGGGAGAAACUGAGGUUUUCAUGCUGCACACCACCAUUUCAAAUAAACUCCAAACUGAUUUUAAUUUUUUAUAAAACUAAGUAAAUUAAAUAUAAAUAUUAAUUACUUAAACAUUGCUUGAAUCUUAAAUUUACAAUAUCUGCAGUAAAUUAAUACAACUAAGAUCAAAUGAAAUUUCAUAAAAAUAAGAAAAAUUAUUUUGAAAAUAAUGUGGGAGAAUGGAAUUUGUCUAAUUUAAGUAUCAUAAAUUUCAUUUAUUGUUUAGAAACUUUCCUUGGUAAAGGCUAAAAAAAUAUAAACUGGGAGAAUUGGCAGCUGUGUCUUAUGUUAAUAUCUUACACAAAAAAUUGCUUAGUAUAAAAAGUCAUGGUUUUGGCCCAUCCCUGCAAUUGCACAUUUUCAUCUAAAAUACACAUUUACAAUUAUAAAUAAGCAUCAGCCUUGAAGAGAAUGCUAUCUGACAGCUUCAUUAAAGAACUUGAGUGAAAUCAAGGAACUGAUUCAAGGUUUUUGUCUGCAUGUGUAGUACAGUAGGAUUUCAUACGAUAUGUUUAUUGUGUUUCCUGUUGUCCUCAGAAUUGAAUGCUACACCUGCCUGACAUAGCCUUUUUUCUAGGACUCGGAGAAAGCUGGGGGAAGAUAAAAGAACAGUAAUCUAAAGGUGUUUUUCUCUAUUCUAAUGCCUUAAACAGGAGGAAUUAAAGAGUUAGUUAUUUUUUCAUUCGAAAGCUAUAGAAAUUACGAAAAAAGUUUGAAAAGUGGGGAGGUGGAAUGA
Messenger RNA from Stegodyphus dumicola, 4952 nucleotides. It is a transcript of the gene spdi, whose product is annotated as sperm antigen with calponin homology and coiled-coil domains split discs. The record is from RefSeq and is a predicted model, not a curated record. NCBI's taxonomy places the organism in Eukaryota, Metazoa, Arthropoda, Arachnida, Araneae, Eresidae. Gene Ontology annotation, molecular function: protein binding.